GGGCUGAAAUAGAUGGACAAAAUCGAAAUGCGGUAAACAAAUCGGCUUAAAGCUUGUCAAAAUGCGAUUGGAUGAAAAAUGAAUGAAGAAAUAAGUCUUGGAAUAAAUAUUUAUAGCAGUUUCAAAAUAAAACUGAUAUUUAAUACUUCAAGAUUUAAUUUUUUAACGUUUAAUUAAAUAGAAUUUAUAAAUAGUGAUCAAAACAUGUCUAUACUUUUAGUGGGAUCAGCGAUAUUAUCGUGUUGUUCAAAUGUUGUUUUUUUAGAAGUUUUUAUAAGAGAUGUUCCUGGAAGUGGAAAUCUUAUCACAUUCUUUCAGUUUCUAUUUAUAGCAUGUGAAGGAUUUAUUUUCACAACUAAUUUUGGAAGAGUGAAACCUGUUGUGCCUCUUAAGAACUAUCUUGUCUUAGUCAUCAUGUUUUUUGCAACUAGUGUGUUAAAUAAUUGGGCUCUGAAUUUUGAUAUAUCAAUGCCUCUACACAUGAUUUUUAAAUCUGGUUCAUUAGUGACAAGUAUGCUUUUAGGAAUGCUAAUUCUUAAAAAAAGGUACACAUUUUCUAAAUAUGUAUCUGUACUUAUGGUUUCUGUUGGUAUUUUCAUAGCUACAUGGGCAUCACAAAGUAUAAAUAACAAAAUGCAGAAUACUAAAAGGGAGAAUAUGUUUUCGGAAAAUCAGUCUUUAAUUGGUAUUUCUUUGCUGACACUUGCACUUCUUAUAUCAGCUGGUUUAGGUAUUUACCAAGAACGUAUUUUUAAAAAAUAUGGAAAACAUCCAAAAGAGGCUCUGUUCUACUCACAUGCUUUACCUCUUCCUGGGUUUUUAUUAUUUAAAGAUAUUUAUUCUUUGCUGCCAUCACUUUCAAAAUCAGAAGUUAUUUACAUUAUUCCUCCGAUUGGCCUUCCCAAACUUUGGUUGUGUCUACUUGGUAAUGUUAUUACUCAAUACAUCUGUGUUCGAACAGUAUUUACGAUUGCUGCAAGAUUUUCAUCGCUUGAUGUUACUAUGAUUAUAACGUGUCGAAAAUUCAUAUCUUUACUUUUUUCCAUAUUUUAUUUUCAAAAUCCAUUUACUGCUCUGCAUUGGUUUGGUACAUUUCUAGUAUUUGCUGGCUCUCUACUGUUUGCUGAUGUUAUUAAUCUGAGAAGAAAAGAAAAAAUUAAUUGAAAAUUUAUUUCAAGAUUUGAUGGUUGUUGAGACAUUUGCAUUUUGUUGUAGAUUUUUUUUGGAAAUUUAUACUUUAUUUAUUUUAUACAUUUAUACUCUUUGAAAUAAAUUAUUUUAAAUACAAAGUAACUUCAUUUAUUUCUUUUAAAAUUUAGAUUUGUGGCUUAAUGUAAGGACAACCUUUAUUAAAGUUAAAAGGUUGUUUCAUUCGUCAUAAAAUAGGACAGAAAAAUCAAAAAUACUUUUUGUAAUGCCUUAACAAAAUUAAAUAUCUAUUUAUAUUUUUGAA
Molecule: messenger RNA, 1453 nt
Organism: Parasteatoda tepidariorum (common house spider)
Lineage: Eukaryota; Metazoa; Arthropoda; Arachnida; Araneae; Theridiidae
Product: UDP-xylose and UDP-N-acetylglucosamine transporter
Biological process (GO): UDP-N-acetylglucosamine transmembrane transport
Cellular component (GO): Golgi membrane; endoplasmic reticulum membrane
Molecular function (GO): UDP-xylose transmembrane transporter activity; UDP-N-acetylglucosamine transmembrane transporter activity
Source: RefSeq, a predicted model, not a curated record